CCGGUAGCUAGCUGUUCACAAACCACGCACGACGCAGGGAGUUCCCUUGAACCGCAAAAAAACGCCCUCCGUCUCUGCCCCUCGCCUAUCUCUUCUGCUAUUCUUGCCGGUUGAUCUUCUCUGCAAUACUCCCGGGUUAUCUCCCGUGACGGAGAAAAGGAGCUCCGGGGCGGUGGCGGCGUCCGUGUUCCGUUGCUUCGCUGGCCUGUAACCUCAAUGGUCCAAAUCUGGACUGAAGACUUGACAUCCGGACCUGACAGGACAGGAUUGUGAGCCAUCACCAUGACGACCGAGAAGGUUUUGGCAGGCGAGAUAAAGGGCGCCAUGGAGGGUGAUUCCAGGAGAACCAAUCAGGAUGAUGUCACUAAGGUGUCAGAUGACAUGGAUGACAGCUCAGACAAGACGCCCAGCAAAUCCUCCAAGUCGCCUCAGAAGACAACCAGGAGACCCAAGACUGUGCCCGUCAGAGUGACCCUGCUGGACGGGUCAGAUUACGACUGUGGAAUGGAGAAGUUUGCCCGAGGCCAGGCCCUGCUUGACAUGGUGUGCGGCCAUCUGAACUUACUGGAGCGGGACUACUUUGGGCUCUCCUUCUACGACACAGACAACACCAAGAAUUGGCUGGACCCUUCCAAGGAGAUCAAGAAGCAGAUACGAAUAGGCUCGUGGCACUUUGGUUUUGCGGUCAAGUUUUACCCCCCCGACCCGUCCAUACUGAUAGAAGACAUCACCAGGUACUACCUGUGUCUGCAGCUGAGGGAUGAUAUCCUGUCGGGCCGGCUGCCCUGCUCCUUCGUCACCCAUGCCCUGCUGGGCUCCUACAGCGUGCAGGCCGAGCUGGGGGACUACGAGCCGGACGAGCACGGCCCCGACUACGUCAACGACUUCCGCUUUGCCCCCAAUCAGACCCGCGAGCUGGAGGAGAGGGUGAUGGAGCUGCAUCGCCAACACAGGGGCAUGAGCCCAGCUGAAGCGGAGGUGAACUUCCUGGAAAAUGCCAAGAAGCUGUCGAUGUACGGAGUGGACCUCCAUCAUGCCAAGGAUUCGGAGGGCAUCGACAUCAUGCUUGGCGUGAGCGCCAAUGGGCUGCUGGUGUACCGCGACCGCCUGCGGAUCAACCGCUUCGCAUGGCCCAAGAUCCUGAAGAUCUCCUACAAGAGGAGCAACUUCUACAUCAAGAUCCGACCAGGAGAGGUGGACCAGACAUAUGAACAGUUUGAGAGCACCAUUGGCUUCAAGCUACCCAACCACCGGGCUUCUAAACGCCUGUGGAAGGUCUGCAUAGAGCACCACACCUUCUUCAGGCUGGUGUCCCCUGAGCCUCCUCCCAAAGGCUUCCUGGUAAUUGGCUCCAAGUUCCGCUACAGUGGGCGGACCCAGGCCCAGACUCGCCAGGCCAGCGUGCUGAUCGAUCGGCCCGCCCCCCAGUUCGAACGCUCGGUCAGCAAGAGGCACCUGCUGCCUCGCAGCGUGGACGAAGCCUCCGCUCUGGGAGACAGCAUGGACCACCUGUCCCAGCGCAGCUCCAGUGAGCGCACACAGUUCCUGUCCCGAGAAGACCUGGACCAGGAGGGCAGCCUGGACCUGGAGCACGACCACUAUCACUACCAGGACCAGGACCAGGACCAAGACAACUACCAGGACCAGAAUGAAUACCAGGAUCAGGACCAGGAACAGGACCACGAUCAGGGUGAUCAGGCCUAUGGUGUUGCCAUGCCUUCUAAGACCAUGGAGAUGAAGGUACAGUACGAGAAUAGAGCGGCUGAGGAGGCAGGCUCGCCCCUAGACUCAAAGCCAGAGCAGUUCCUGGACAAGCCGGAGGACGUUCUCCAGAAGCACCAGGCUAGCAUCAACGAGCUGAAGAGGGCUCUGAGGGAGCCCAACAGCAAGCUGGCCCAGCGGGAGAAACGCCUGUCCUCUGCUACCCCUCCUGGAGGAACACCGGAGAGGAAACCGGAGACUCCUCCCACACCGGCCAUUCACGAGGAGCCUCUGGAUGAAGCUAUGAGGGAGCCGUGGGAGCGACGCCUGGGCUCCGUGUCGGAGGACGACCCCGACCACGAGACCCUGUACCUGAAGGAGACCCACCUGGGCAUCGAGCGCAAGUGCUCCAGCAUCACGGUCAGCUCCACGUCCAGCCUGGAGGCGGAGGUGGACUUCACCGUGCUGCUGGACCUGCACACAGGAAUGGAGGAGUUCUCCAAGGGCAUGACGGAGCUGGGCGGGAGAGACCCGUCCCCGGACGGCGGCCUCAGCCUGGGCAUCGACCUGCUGCAGGAGCCCUGCGAGCCCCCGCCCCCGCUGGUGGCGGUCCCCAUCCCGGCCCCCCGAAGCAGCCCCCCCAUGAAGAAGCUCCUCCCCGUGGAGGAGGUCAGGCACGAGGGCAAGCGGCCGGAGCCUGUAGUUCCCAGAAAACCAAAGAGGUCGGUGCCUGUCGACAGAGAGCCGUCGCUGAGAGACGGUGGUCACAUGACCCCGGGCCCAGCGCUGAGCCGGGAGGCCAGCGACGUCAUGGCGCCCCACGGGCCCAGGAAGACAGACGUCCGCACGGAGACGCAGCCCAACGGCUCCGAGGUCACCACCACCAUCGUGGAGUUCACCAACCAGGAUCAGUGUGUGACUGGAGUAGGAGAGGGCCCGUGCCUGACGAGAGAGAGUGUGUCCCCUGUGCACAUGGGUUCUUUGGGAAGAGAAGCUUCCGGAUCUCCCAUUCUGGUCGCUGAGAACGUUACCUCGGCAACCACACACGUUACCAAGACCGUGAAAGGGGGCUAUUCAGAGACCAGGAUUGAGAAGAGGAUUAUAAUCACAGGAGACGAUGAUGUUGAUCAAGAACAGGCCCUGGCUAUUGCCAUCCAGGAGGCCAAGCAACAGCAUCCUGACAUGCUGGUCACCAAGGCAGUGGUCGUCAGGGAAACGGAGUCCUCGACGGAGUCUCCGCGAGGCAUGUCAGAGUCAUGAUUCCCAGAGACAACAGCGCCCCCCUCAGGACCAGACAUGUCAGUGCUGGACCUGAGGCUAAAGUCCUACACACCUGACUACUGCCUGUUGAGCUCUGACAGAUACACACACACAUUCACAGACACACACACACUUCACACUAAUUCCAUCACACUGGAAAACUCAAAUAAGACAAUAUUGUUCCCGGAUGUAUCUAACCCAGAAGAAACAUGACUCAUUAAAAGGAAAAAAUCCCUUUAUUGGUUAAACUUUCCCUUGCUUUAUGCAUUAUCUGGCAGUGAGUGGGUUAAUCACAGACUGCCGUGGCUCGAUGGAAAUUUCAGUAAGAAUAUUAGAAGAAGGAGGAGAGGGGGGAUUAGAUACAAAAUAUAAUCUGAGCUAAAAGAAACGAAAAUAUUGUUUAACAUGUUA
Messenger RNA from Osmerus eperlanus (European smelt), 3372 nucleotides. RefSeq names its product protein 4.1. The coding region runs from base 283 to 2961 and encodes 892 amino acids. Gene Ontology annotation, cellular component: plasma membrane; cytoskeleton. Lineage: Eukaryota; Metazoa; Chordata; Actinopteri; Osmeriformes; Osmeridae. The transcript has 22 exons. Gene Ontology annotation, biological process: cortical actin cytoskeleton organization. Gene Ontology annotation, molecular function: actin binding; structural molecule activity. The record is from RefSeq and is a predicted model, not a curated record.